This is a messenger RNA of Nematostella vectensis (starlet sea anemone), 3090 nucleotides long. Its product is annotated as coatomer subunit beta. The record is from RefSeq and is a predicted model, not a curated record. Gene Ontology annotation, cellular component: cytoplasm; COPI vesicle coat. The transcript is spliced from 25 exons. NCBI's taxonomy places the organism in Eukaryota, Metazoa, Cnidaria, Anthozoa, Actiniaria, Edwardsiidae. Gene Ontology annotation, molecular function: structural molecule activity. Gene Ontology annotation, biological process: intracellular protein transport; intra-Golgi vesicle-mediated transport; endoplasmic reticulum to Golgi vesicle-mediated transport. The coding region runs from base 103 to 2994 and encodes 963 amino acids.
CAUGCGCGAUAGAUAGCGACACGUCGAUACGCCGCCAUCUUAGGUGCCGAUGAUCAAGUUGUAAUUUUCAGUAACUAUUCGGGGUUUUCGGGAAAAUAUAUCAUGACUACGGCAGCAGAACAGCCCUGUUAUACACUUAUCAACAUCCCAAAUGAACAGGAGUCUCCUACAGAGCAAAAGCUAAAGGAAGAUAUUGAAAAAGGAGAUGUCAAAGUAAAAACAGAGACUCUUAAGAAAGUGAUUCAGAUGAUCUUGAAUGGAGAGAAAUUCCCGACUUUGCUGAUGACGGUCAUCAAGUUUCUUAUGCCUUUACAAGAUCACACUAUCAAGAAACUUCUUCUGAUCUUCUGGGAGAUUGUACCGAAGACAGGAGCUGAUGGCAAACUGCUUCAUGAGAUGAUCCUUGUCUGUGAUGCUUAUAGGAAGGAUCUACAGCACCCAAAUGAGUUUAUCCGGGGCUCAACACUGCGAUUCCUUUGCAAACUUAAGGAAGCAGAGUUGCUAGAGCCCUUGAUGCCGGCCAUUCGCACAUGUCUAGAACACAGACAUUCGUACGUCAGGAGGAAUGCCGUCAUGGCUAUUUACACCAUUUACAGGAAUUUUGAUUUCCUCAUCCCUGAUGCACCCGAGCUUGUUCACACUUUCCUGGAACAGGAACAGGAUGCUUCCUGCAAGCGUAAUGCCUUUAUGAUGCUGAUUCACGUUGACCAGGAACGUGCCUUAGAAUACCUAAGCACCUGCAUGGACCAGGUCAACACUUUUGGCGAUAUUCUGCAGCUAGUCAUUGUUGAACUGAUUUACAAGGUUUGCCAUGCCAACCCUGCAGAGCGUGCCCGCUUCAUCCGCUGCAUUUACAACCUACUCAAUUCGUCGUCCCCAGCUGUGAGAUACGAGGCCGCUGGAACACUGGUCACCCUCUCAUCAGCACCAACUGCUGUCAAGUCUGCAGCGUCCUGCUACAUUGAGUUGAUUGUCAAGGAGAGUGAUAACAAUGUGAAACUGAUAGUGCUGGACAGGCUGAUCAAACUCAAGGAGAACCCAUCACACGAGAAGGUCCUUCAGGAGCUUGUGAUGGACAUCCUGCGAGUACUUGCAUCUCCUGACCCUGAGGUCCGCAAGAAGACCCUGCAACUUGUUCUUGACCUUGUCACGUCAAGGAAUAUCCAUGAGGUAGUGGCAGUUUUGAAGAAGGAAGUUUCGAAGACACACUUUGAAAGUGAACAAGUAGAGAUUGGCAGCUAUCGCCAGAUGCUGGUGCGCACCCUACACACUUGUAGUGUCAAGUUCCCGGAUGUUGCCAACUCUAUUGUUCCCCUGCUGAUGGAGUUCCUGGGUGAUUCUAAUGAGCAAGCCGCCCUUGAUGUGUUGGUGUUUGUGCGAGAAGCAAUCCAGAGGUUUGAGCAGCUGAAGCCAGUCAUUAUGGAAAAGCUGAUGGAGAACUUCCACAUGAUUAAGAGCGUGAAGAUCCAUCGCCACGCCUUGUGGAUCCUUGGUGAGUAUGCCGACAGCAAGGAGGAUAUCAUGACAGUCAUGGAGGAAAUUCGCAAAGGACUGGGUGAUAUGCCUAUUGUUGAUGACGAGAUGAGAAAGGCAGCAGGAGAUCAAGGGGAAGCUGGUGAGGAAGCCCCUGCCAGUAGUGCCGCCAGUCAGCGGCUGGUCACUGCAGAUGGUACCUAUGCUACACAGAGUGCCUUCUCCCAACCAGGGGCCGCUGUAGGCUUAGCCAAGACUGAUGAUGAGAAGCGCCCUCCACUGCGUCAGUAUUUACUUGAUGGAGAGUUCUUCGUGGGCGCCGCCAUCGCAUGCACCCUCACCAAACUUGCACUGCGCUUCCUGCAGAAGGAAUCCGAUCUCACCAAGCAGAAUGUGUUUUGCGCCAACUGCAUGUUGAUGAUGUCAAGCAUUCUCCAUCUUGGCAAGUCGGGACUCUCUAAGAAGGUGAUCACAGACGAUGAUGUUGAUCGCAUCUCCAUGUGUCUGCGAGCCGUCGCCGAGCGCGCCCCUCUGAUGAAAGACAUUUUCACAGUGCAGUGCCGGCAGUCACUCUCAUCCAUGCUGGAUGCUAAUAAAAAGCUAGAGGAUGAACAGAAAGUCAAGGCUGAUGCUGAGAAGGUGAUGGCCAUCCAGGCAGAUGACCCUAUUUCAUUCCUCGACUUGUUGGCGAAAUCGGAGAGUGGAAUCACAGAAGACCAGUUUGCGGUGAGUCUGUCUCAGGCGGUGGGCGCCACAGGAAAGAAGGAAGACGAUCUCCAGAGCUCCAAAUUGAACAAGGUAUCCCAGCUGACCGGGUUCUCCGAUCCUGUAUAUGCAGAGGCAUACGUGAAUGUGAACCAAUACGACAUCGUGCUUGAUGUGCUGAUCGUUAACCAGACAACAGACACGCUACAAAACGUCACGCUGGAGCUUGCCACACUAGGGGACCUCAAGCUUGUGGAGAAACCACAGCCAAUACUUUUGGGUGCGAAUGAUUUCUCAAACAUCAAGGCAAAUGUAAAGGUAUCCUCGACUGAGAACGGCAUAAUCUUUGGCAACAUCGUGUAUGAUGUUUCCGGGGGAGGCGGUGACCGUAACUGUGUGGUGCUGAAUGACAUCCAUAUCGACAUUAUGGACUACAUAGUGCCAGCGUCCUGCACUGACGCUGAGUUCAGGCAGAUGUGGGCCGAGUUUGAGUGGGAAAACAAGGUGACAGUGAAUACAAACAUCAGUGACUUGCGAGAGUAUCUUGGGCAUCUGAUCGCAUCCACCAACAUGCUUUGCCUUACUCCAGAGAAGGCGCUUGCAGGCUCUUGCGGUUUCCUGGCCGCGAAUCUCUACGCCAAGAGCAUCUUCGGCGAAGACGCACUUGCCAAUGUUAGCAUCGAGAAGCCUUAUGGCCAGCCGGACGCUCCGGUUGUCGGACAUGUCCGAAUCCGGGCCAAGAGUCAGGGAAUGGCUCUGAGUUUGGGGGACAAAAUAAAUCUCUCUCAAAAGAAGGGUAGCUCCAAGUCUAACUGAAGUCUGUCGGAUAGCUUGGAAAUCCUUGGUAGACCUGACAUAGAAUCUUAACCAAUGUAAUCCUAAAAUUAGUGAAAUAAAGUGUUGCAAUUAUAA